CGACAACCGUCGCCGUCGCCCUCGCAGCUCCCGCCCGUGCCCGCGUCGCCUACCUACUCAUACGCCAGCACUGCCGUACUUCCCUCCUCCGCCUCUAUCGCGACAACAACUGGCCACAACCUCCCCAGCAACAUGUCCACCUACACCCUCCCCUUACCGCCGCCGCCUCCACCUCCCGCUGCAGCCCACGCCUUCCUCACCAAGUCCGACCUCGCCUCCUCCCAGUCCGCCUACGCCGACCUCCUCUCCACUGCCAAGGCCUACCGCCUCGCCCUUGCCUCCCUCUCCUCCGCUGCCUCCGCCUUUGGCUCCGCUCUCGAGUCCUGCGCCCGCCUGAAGGAGGCCCGCGCCGACUGCGUUGGCGGUGCAGGCCCUGUCCCCGCCGUCCCCGGCACCGGCAGCAGUGCCUGCACAGCCGACAGUCUCCUCGCCGCGGCAGGCGUGCACCACCUCGUUGCGAACCACGAGCAGAUCCUCUCCGAGACCGUCUACCGCUCCUUCGAGGUGCCUCUACUGCACGAGCUCGACAAGUGGCGCGGAGGUGUCGAGGACGAAGAGGCCCGGUACCUUGCCGCCGUCCGCCGCCAGAGCGCCGACGUGCGCCGUCUCGAGCGCGAGGGCGUCCGCCUGCACCGCCAGCGCGGGCCUCGCGACGUCGCCCGCUUCCGUGCCCACCUCGUCGAGCUGACGGCGCGCCUCGACGGGCUCACGGCCCUGCGUGCCGAACACGCUGCCUCCCUGCUGCGCGAGAGCCAGGAUACCAGCGUCAAGAUCCUCGAGGCCAGCUGCAGCCUGGUGCGCGCCGAGGUCGAUAUCUUCGAGAGCCUCGCGCGCAAAGGAUGGAGCGGCGGCGGGCUGGAUGAUAUCCUGGAGAGGGGCACCGACCUGUUUGCAGCCGAAGAAGGGACCAGUGUUGUGGGGAGCGGCAUCGGUAUGGGCAGUGGUGGCAGCGGCGGUACCGGGGCCGACGAGGCGGGCGCAAAGCUGUUCAGCAUCCUCCCGCCCAAGAGCAUCCUCGCCGACGCGGCGUCCGAGACGGGUGUGCUGCUCCUCCACCACCAUGGCGGCGGCACUACUACUGCAACGGACCGUGGGCGCGGCCACCAGCGCGCCGACAGCCUCGGUGUUGUGUCGGAGCCGUAUCAGAGCCUGGCCGGCGCCGUGGUGACGUCGUCGACCAGCCCUGAGCGCAGAGGGCGCCGGGACCUCGAGGACGCCGCGAGUAUCUUUAGUGCCGACUUCAGCCCCUCCACUACCACCGCGCCACGUCCGCGCAUGACGAGGCCUUUCUCGCCUAAACCUGUACGGGUGCGGACGGAGGAUGUC
Molecule: messenger RNA, 1326 nt
Organism: Cryphonectria parasitica EP155
Lineage: Eukaryota; Fungi; Ascomycota; Sordariomycetes; Diaporthales; Cryphonectriaceae
Exons: 2
Biological process (GO): vacuole fusion, non-autophagic
Cellular component (GO): fungal-type vacuole membrane
Molecular function (GO): phospholipid binding
Source: RefSeq, a predicted model, not a curated record